GGGCGCUUGUGUUGGUCGCAUUAUGACAAUGACAGCUAUUUCGUACACAAAAAUAUUCAGCUUGUUCGAUUGACAAUAAUAAGUUCGACGUUCGACGCACAUACUGCCUAAUCUGAAUUAUUUUAUCUUUUCAAACGUGAAUUAAUUCAAUUUGAUUUAAAAAAAAAAAUGUCGUCACACAUGAGCACCAAAGAGCGGCUUCUGUCUCUAAUCGAUGACUUUGAAAUCAUAGCAAAGGAAUUGAUUGAGAAUUCGAAUGCGCCCAAACAUCAGAAAAUCUCACAAAAUGAUCACAGUCAAUUGGUUGACUUGCUCAUAUCGAAGGACGAUGAAUUUAAAAGCGUUUUGAAAUUGGCCGAAGAACAAGCCCAAAUCGAACAGAAGAUGGUUGCAUUGAAGGCAAAAGUUCAUUUACGUGAUCAACAAAUCAAACGGUUGCAACGUCGCCUAAAAGAUUCAGAGGAAAUUUUAUCGCGUGCACUAUUUCAAGCGCGUCAAAAACUAGCCAGCAUCAAUGUUGCCAAUAAGAAACCGGUAUCAUCCGAAGAACUCAUCAAAUAUGCAUACCGGAUAAGUGCAUCUAAUGCGAUCAGCGCACCAUUGACAUGGCAACAGGGUGAUUUGAGACGACCGUAUCCAACCGACAUUGAAAUGCGAUUAGGUUUCUUAGGCAAAUCAGACUUAUCGAAUGUAAAUGGUCAUAGUUCGCAGAAUCAAAGUGCAACCACAAGCGAUUUUCCAAAACCAUCGAUUGGAGACGUUCCGUUGGCGUCACAGAAUCAAUUUGCAUGGAUGCAAUCGGGUGAACUACACAUGACCAUGGGUAAAAGUUCAAAUGCAACGAGCGUUCCACUUGAUACAAGAAAUCAUAAGGAUGCAAAUCAAGAUGAGGUUGAGGUUAUGUCAACGGACAGUUCAAGUACCAGCUCCAGUGAUUCUCAAUAGAAUACCAAUUCUCUCUUAAAAAAAUCAAAAAAUCAAAAUCAUUUAUCCAACAUUAGAUUUAGAGUCUCCCAUUAAUAUUAGUCCAUCUAAUUCAUGAAUUAUUUUUUUUAUUUGUACGGUUAUAAGAGUUCAUAGCUAAAUAAUUCACAAAAUUAAGCAUAAUACCAUUUCCAUUUAUUUAGAUGUAUGAUAAUGACGAAUAUUUCUGAAAUAAAAAUAUCAAAUGAAA
This is a messenger RNA of Contarinia nasturtii (swede midge), 1174 nucleotides long. RefSeq names its product mediator of RNA polymerase II transcription subunit 4 (gene MED4). Gene Ontology annotation, biological process: regulation of transcription by RNA polymerase II. The transcript has 5 exons. Gene Ontology annotation, molecular function: transcription coregulator activity. Gene Ontology annotation, cellular component: core mediator complex; mediator complex. Lineage: Eukaryota; Metazoa; Arthropoda; Insecta; Diptera; Cecidomyiidae. The record is from RefSeq and is a predicted model, not a curated record. The coding region runs from base 169 to 945 and encodes 258 amino acids.